Messenger RNA from Linepithema humile (Argentine ant), 3982 nucleotides. RefSeq names its product chaoptin. Gene Ontology annotation, molecular function: protein binding. Gene Ontology annotation, cellular component: extracellular matrix. NCBI's taxonomy places the organism in Eukaryota, Metazoa, Arthropoda, Insecta, Hymenoptera, Formicidae. The record is from RefSeq and is a predicted model, not a curated record.
UCUUCGACGCGUUUUGUUUGCCUCCUGGUCUUGGACAGGAUCUGACAGGAUCAACAACGAGCUAUGAAGGUAUCCUGAAAAUCAACGCCUUUCUGAGAUGAGUUUCUCACCUUUCAAGCUAAUCUGAUGUACGUUAAUUUCUGGGAGAGAAACUCCAUGAAGUAACGUGGACUCAGUCUUGAACAAGAUGACGCUCGCGAUUCGACUUAGCGAUAUAUUACUCUGUCUCUUUUUAAUUCCCGGUGUAAUAAAAUGUUACAACGUUCCUUGCACAUUCAACACUAUGUGCAUGUGUUGGGUCCAAGAUGACGAUGACGAUUUUACAAAAAUGGAUAUCAGCUGCAUGGGAGUUCCAUUCGCACGAUUUCCAGAUGUAUCGGUGAGUUAUGUGGCUCAAUUGGAUAUCGCUGGCUCCGGAAUGCAAGUGUUGGACAACGACGCGCUUGCAAGUUCCGCAGGAGUCGAAGCUUUGGGACUGAUGAGUAAUCGAUUAUCCAGUAUAGGUGACAAGUCACUGUUAAUUAUUGCGGACAGUCUACGUUCACUGGAUUUAAGCUACAACUCCCUCGAGGACGUGCCUUUCAAGGUUUUCCGCGAUCUAAAAAAAUUAAAUUGGCUGAACAUGCAUAGUAAUCAUAUAACAUCAUUGGACGGCGAUUGGGGUCGCAGCAGAGAAACCUUGACGAAUGCAUUCUUUGGUGACAACUCGAUCACUGAAGUACCCAGAAUCUUUUCGAGUUUUGCUGCACUAGUAUGGUUGAAUCUAGACAGCAACAAUAUUGAGGAACUUCCCAAAGAUUGUUUGCCACCGAAUAUGCACACCUUAAGUAUUAACAAUAAUCUCUUGAAAGAAUUCCCGCAAUCUUUGGGAGGCCUGAAGGAGCUUACUUGGCUUUACAUGCGAGGAAAUGAUCUCAAGUAUUUGGAACUGCCAGAUUUCCGCAGCUUCAGUUUGGAGCUGAUCGACAUUAGCGAGAAUUCCAUCGAGCGGAUAAAAACACCCACCUUGAGCAAUCGCACUUUGAAGGUGCGAGACUUUAAUCUCGCCGGGAACAAGCUGACUUCUUUGCCGAGCAAAAUGUUUGAUCGUCUUGAAAUCAGAAGAAUCCACUUGUCAUCGAACAAUAUCAGAUAUGUUGACAACAAAGCCUUCUUCGGUCUGGAAGACAGUCUCGAAUAUUUAAAUCUAGAGAACAACGAUUUAUCGGCGGUACCAAAGGCUGUCAGUCAGUUGAGGACAUUGUCGUACCUUUAUUUGGCUAAUAAUGAGAUCAGAAAUAUCUCCGGUGAGGCUUUUCAAGAAUUUGCGGAGUAUCUGAAAGCUGUCUCUCUUGCGACUAACAAUUUAGAUGCAGUACCUGUGGCUGCUUUGUCCAGAUGCCAGAGGCUACUGCAUCUGAAUCUCGGCUACAAUAAGAUCUCUCACGUUGAGCCAGGUGAUUUCGAGUGGGCCGAGGACCUUGAGAUCCUAUUGCUCAGAAACAACAUCCUGACGAAACUGAAAGCUGAGACCUUCAAGGGAGCCGGCAAAUUAAAGGAACUCAGCUUGUCCUUUAAUCACUUAAUGGAACUCGAUGAUGACUGCUUCGUUGGUAUCGAAGAAAGUCUGGAUAUUCUUGAACUAAGCUUCGCCUUCGCUACAGACAUUUUUCCUCAGCGUGCGCUCAGACCGCUCUUAAAUCUUCGAUGGCUGGUUUUGGACAACAAUAAUUUCCAGACAAUCGAGGCGACAGCUUUUUAUUCUUUUCAACAACUGCGUUAUAUUAACAUGGAAUCAAACCGGUUACAUUAUUUGCCCGAACGAAUAUUUCUCUCAAGCGUACAUCCGGAGUUGAGGGAUGUCAAAUUGGGAUACAACUUCUUGGAAACGAUUCCGGAAUCGAGUUUUCAUAAUCUAACCGAGCUGUUGUCUCUCGAUCUAACCGGCAAUCGAAUAAAAAUCUUGGCAUCUGGUUCCAUCAUGGACUGCCCAAAACUUGUCACCAUAUCAUUAGCCUACAAUAGAAUACAAAAAAUGGAGAGAAACGCUUUGUACGGCUUGUCUAGCUUGCGUUUCCUUCAUUUGGAGUUCAACAAGCUGACUGCGCUGGAUUUGGGCGCUAUAGCAGAAAUCGGCGGCCCCGAUUUUGCUCUGAACGUCUCUUAUAACGCGAUAGCGUUCGUUGACUCGGGAUCCACGAUGAACAAUCUCACUAGGCUGGAUCUUGCAUUUAAUAACAUAAGUCAUUUAUCCGCGGACACAUUCUACGGCACGCCUGAUUUGAAAAGCUUAAAUCUGCAAAACAAUUUUCUUGCAACGAUCGAUCCAGGAACAUUUGCACUUCCUCAUUUGGAAAUUCUAGAUCUAAGUGAGAACAAGAUAGACACAUUGCGCAAGCAAUCUUUUCAUGGUUUAGAGUCUCUCCAGCGGUUGGAUCUUGGCGGAAACGAAAUCAUUCAGCUGUCGACUGAACAGUUUAGAAACUUAAAAUGUCUGAGAAUCCUGAAUCUUUCGCGUAACAAAAUUCGAUCGUUACUAAGGGACGUUUUCGAGGGUACCAGAUUGGAGAUCCUUAAUCUCAGUCAUAAUAAAUUCACCGUUGUACCCUCGUUGUCAUUCUUAGAAGUCGGGUAUACCUUGAGGGAUCUUAAUAUGGCGGAGAACUUCCUGGAUCAUCUCGACUCGACCGCUUUUCCGACUUCUCAACUGGUGUCUCUAAAUCUUGCGCAAAAUCGUCUGACCAUCCUGCCGGAUAAUUCAUUCGUCUCCCUGGGAAAGUUGCUGAGCCUGAACGUGUCGCAGAAUAUUCUUCAGGCGAAUUUUAAGGAGCUGUUUCAUUACUUGCCGGAUCUUAGACAACUUUAUCUGGCUAAUUGCGGUCUAAGAAGCGUACCGUUACUACCAUUGACGAAUUUAAAUAUCUUAGAUUUAUCUUUCAACAAUAUCGACGAGACUACCGACAAGCAGUUUCAGUAUUUAGAAGCGUUGAAAAUCCUUUUACUGAUAAACAACUCAUUGACAUCGAUGCCCAGUGUCAGAUUGAGCAUCUUGAGGGAACUCGACGUUUCCGGCAAUCCUAUCGAGGAGCUGACAAAGGAGAGCUUUCUGGGUUAUCCGAGAUUAGAAAAAUUGAACGUGAGAAAUUUAAAUCGAACCAGAUCAGUGGAUAAGGAUUGUCUUCGGCCCUUGAGAUACUUAAAGUAUCUGCGAAUACAAACGUGGCCGCAGGCCGACGGAUUUCAUCUACGCCAUUUGCUGUCCGGCUUGCCGCUUCGAACGGUCGAAAUACAAGUGACGGAGCAUUUGCUGAAGCAUCAGAUACAAAACGCCUUUACGAAACAACUGAGAGAGCUGACGAUCACCGGAAGCGAUCUUGAGUUAAUUUCCUCCGAGGCAUUCUCCACUAUCGAAGGCGGAGAAUUGAUUCUGAGAAUCAAGGACACACACGUCCAAAGGCUACAGUCGGAUAUUUUUCUGUCGCUGACGAAGAGAUUGUCGCAGCUUACUCUGGACCUAAGGAACAAUCAUAUCAAUGAAUUGAGCCCGUCAAUAAUUUACGGAAAUCUUUCGUGGGAGACAGUGGGGACCAACAUGGUGGCUGGUGGACUACAGGUAUCCGGAAACCCACUCGAAUGCGACUGCGAGAUCGCAUGGCUGAGUCUGUGGCUGCGCAGGUGGCUCAGAGAGUCCCGGCAGAUUCACACAGCGUCACAAUCCGAUGCUAGACAGCUGAGAACCAUUGCUGGCCGAGCAGUGUGCACGGAGACGACUCCGUCUUACUCCUCCGACAAGGUCCUGUUGACACUCGGCACUCCGCAUACUGCCUGCCAGGCAUCCGCUCUUAGUUCGGGAAAUUACGAACGACUGGCAACAGCCUGGCUGGCUCUCGUCAAAUUCUUCAUCCUCGUUUUUAUUGUUAAUUAACUGCGAGUUUGUAUUACUGACGAAUUUUCAUGAGCCUAGUCUUCAAAGUUUAAUGUGAUUUUUUAUGUAAGAUUAUUA